AUGUCCACCAUGUCCACCUUGCCCACAGCCACAGCCAAGUCUCAUAUCCCGGUUGUGCGGGUCGCCCAAGAACUCAUCACCGCUUGUAAAGAGGUGGGUUUCGUAUACAUCGUCAACCACUCCCUCCCAGAGUCCAUGCUGGACGAGGCAUUCCACUGGUCCAGAUUGUUUUUCGACCUACCCCAGAAACUGAAACUAAAGGCGCCCCACCCGGACGGGUGGGCUGUUCACAGAGGCUACUUAUGGCCCAGGCUGGAGAAGGUGUCACAGGCGAUGAGUGGUGAUGGGUUGGACAGAGAGCAGCUCAGAGAAAUACCGGACUUCAAAGAAAGCUAUGACAUAGGGAGCGACGAGAACGUCGACCAGCCUGAUCAAUGGCUGCCCGAGGAGGACCUCCCAGGCUUCCGCGACUUCAUGCAUCGCUUCUAUUGGCAGUGCUUCCGAGUCGGAGGGGAGAUUCUCCGAACGCUGGCUGUCGGUCUGGAUCUAGAUGAGAACCACCUGCUGACCCGGCACUCAGGCCAUAAUAACCAAUUGCGCCUGCUACAUUACCCACCUAUCCCUGCUGUGGCCAUUGAAACAGAUCGGGCCGCCCGAUGCCCAGCACACACCGACUGGAGUUCCAUCACCAUGUUGUUCCAGGACGACUGUGGUGGGCUUGAGGUGGAAGAUGUUACCCAGCCAGGGACUUUGGUUCCCGCGCCACCUCUGCGAAAUGCAAUAGUCAUGAAUGUGGGAGACUUGUUGCAGAGAUGGAGCAAUGAUAUUUUGAUGUCCACCAGCCAUCGGGUCACGCUGCCCCCUCUCCCAGAUCGCUUUGAGGGAUCUGAACGUAUGACACGUAGACGCUUCUCGAUUCCAUAUUUUAUGUCACCUGAUCCGGACACGCUGAUUGAGUGCAUUGCGUCGUGUGUUGCAGAGGGCGAAAUGGCAAAGUAUGAGCCGAUCACGCAGGGUAACUAUAACAAGAUGAGAGCAUCUACAAACUACUGA
Messenger RNA from Penicillium brevicompactum, 993 nucleotides. Its product is annotated as isopenicillin N synthase family dioxygenase. The record is from RefSeq and is a predicted model, not a curated record. The coding region runs from base 1 to 993 and encodes 330 amino acids. The transcript has 4 exons. Gene Ontology annotation, molecular function: dioxygenase activity. Lineage: Eukaryota; Fungi; Ascomycota; Eurotiomycetes; Eurotiales; Aspergillaceae.